Messenger RNA from Trypanosoma cruzi, 630 nucleotides. RefSeq lists its product as uncharacterized. The record is from RefSeq and is a predicted model, not a curated record. The coding region runs from base 1 to 630 and encodes 209 amino acids. NCBI's taxonomy places the organism in Eukaryota, Euglenozoa, Kinetoplastea, Trypanosomatida, Trypanosomatidae. The transcript has a single exon.
AUGGAGCUUUUUGUCUUAACAAGCACAGAGAGCUCGCAGGAGUCAAGUGAGGAGGAGAAGGAGAAAGAUGGCCCUGAGUGUACAUCUGAAACCAGCACGGUGGAACAAUUUGUCCCCGCCCUUAUUUGCAUGCGUUGUUAUAUGCCUAUUGCGCAGUAUGAUGAGAUCCUCCCACAUCGAGCCACAGAUGCGUGGGCAUCGCAAGUAUACACAUAUGAGUUGGAUCUUUUUGAAAACAAACCACCCUUGUGGUGUUACUCUGCCACCAAUCCAUCCACCCAUCGCUUUGACCUUGUGCGAUGCGAUGCUGUGAUUGCGUUGCGGCGUCAUUUACUGUCAUUCUACGGCCAAUGGUCAGCGGAGCACUCUUUCUUCGUCGGCCACGAGUGGUGCUGUGUCGCAUGCCGGGCGUGUCAAAACUUUUUAGGGUGGGGCUUUCGGCGAACGUUGAAUGUAUCGAGGGAUACCGAAAAUGAGACAUUGGAGACGGAGGAGGAUGCAGAAGUUCCAGUGGAUAAUAAUCUCAGUUUUGUUGGGAUUAUUUUGACUCGCUGCAUCGGCAAUGAUAAGUACCCGCUGUCACAAUUUGAGGCCUGCGCAGCCAUUGGUGCUCUAUUAGGACCCUCGUAG